AUGGCGCUGUGUACGUACGAUGAAUCGACCCGUACCUGGUACGGUCCAAAGGUGGUACCGAUCUUCAAUCCGAAGGCGAGUGUAGGGCAAGUGAUGAACGAUAUUUUGCGACGAUCACCCGACCGGAUAAUCCAGAUCGAUAUGGAUACGGGGUUCAGGAUGAGUUGUGGCGAGUUCCGGACGAGAAUGAUCCGGUUGGCGCAGAACCUGGUGGAGGUUUGUGGUCUUCAGCAGGGUGAUAUUGUGACGCUGGUAAACGCCAACAGUGAAAAUGUGGCCCCUCUGGCAUGCGCACUGAUGACAAUCGGAGUAACGUGGAAUCCACUCGCGCCGGCUUUCGCCGAAAAUGACAUUGCGCACAUGUUGCGUAUGACCCAACCGAGGGUGAUAUUCUGUGACGACGGAAAUGUGGACGUUGUGCAUGCUGCCUCGCGCAAAGCUGUCCAAGGGAAUCCACCAAUUUAUGUGUUCGAGAGUGCCAGGGAUGACGUGCAGCAUGCGGAGGACCUGUUGAAAGCGACCGGGCGUGAGGAGCAGUUUGUCGCUCCGAAUUUGGGAGAUUCGCGAGAAAAUCUAGCGAUCAUCAUGUCCUCCUCCGGCACCACAGGCCCUCCCAAGGGGGUGUGUUUAACACACGAACAAAUCAUCGGCAUCAUCGGCAGCAACCCACUCGCGAAGCCAAUGACCAUCUUCAACUUUAGCCCGUUGUACUGGGCUACUGGCAUGGUUAUGGUACUGACCACAUUCUCGAGUUCCUCUACACGUCUUAUCACACGACGUCUAUUCAGCGAGGAAAAGUUCUUCGAGGCGGUGGAGAAGUACCGGGCUAACUUCGUCUUCAUGCCUCCGUCGUACGCCAAUCAAAUCUUAGGCCACGAGCGUGUACAGAAAGUUGACUUCUCUAGCCUGGUGUUCCUAGCGGUCGGAGGAAGCUACGUGUCGGAUGCGCUGCGUGAUCGAUUCGAACGGCUGCUUCCGAACGGGCGAACGUACAAUUCGGUCGGUUUGACAGAGAUAGGUUGGGCUUCGUGUGAUUUAGGCAAACGGAAGCCCGGUUCUGUGGGCACUCCGACGGCGAACGUGAGUGUCAGGAUCGUCGAUGAGGAAGGAAAUUAUCUGGGCGUCGGUAAGCGGGGUGAGAUACUGCUAAAGAAUACCGAAUCCACCUUCGUGGGGUACUACAAGAAUGAGGAAGCCACCCGGAAUGCGUUCGACGGGAGCGGAUUUUUCCGCACCGGCGAUAUCGGAUACUUCGACGAGGAAGGUUACCUGUACAUCAUCGAUCGGCAGAAGGAUAUCUUCAAGUACCGUGGAUUCCACGUGACACCAAGCGAGCUGGAAGCCAUCUUGGGCCAGAUCGAGGGAGUGCGAGAAGCGUGCGUCGUGGGCAUUCCGGAAGAUGCGGAUCGAACGACGGAACUACCGACGGCGGUAAUCGUGCGUUCGGAAGGAAGCACACUCGACGCGGUGGAAGUUAACCGAAUCAUCGAUAGCCAGGUAUCGGACUUUAAGCGUCUACGUGGAGGCGUUUACUUCGUGGAGUCACUACCCAAAACGCAAACUGGCAAAAUCUUGCGCCGUAAGGUGGUGGAGAUGUUAUAUGAGAUCAUGCCUCCGAAUGGCGCGUCUUCAAAGCAGUGA
This is a messenger RNA of Anopheles coustani, 1641 nucleotides long. RefSeq names its product probable 4-coumarate--CoA ligase 3. Gene Ontology annotation, molecular function: long-chain fatty acid-CoA ligase activity. Lineage: Eukaryota; Metazoa; Arthropoda; Insecta; Diptera; Culicidae. The transcript is spliced from 2 exons. The coding region runs from base 1 to 1641 and encodes 546 amino acids. Gene Ontology annotation, biological process: fatty-acyl-CoA biosynthetic process; long-chain fatty acid metabolic process. The record is from RefSeq and is a predicted model, not a curated record.